This is a messenger RNA of Nicotiana tabacum (common tobacco), 351 nucleotides long. NCBI's taxonomy places the organism in Eukaryota, Viridiplantae, Streptophyta, Magnoliopsida, Solanales, Solanaceae. The record is from the annotation of a RefSeq genome assembly.
AUGAACACUCAAACCGAACUCGCCCAUCCUUUUGGGCACAGGGAUGCGAGAACCAAUCCGAGUAAUCAACCGCUUUUUUUUGAAUCUGCCUCAAGCAAGCCACCCCAACCCUACCGCCAAAAAGCCGUCCGUAUAGUGCAGGAGCGCUCACAUUUUAUUGCUUACUCUUUCACUUUCAUUUCUAAAUCCGGCUCGCUCCCGGCUACGGUUUGGACCUUUCGCCUGCUUAGAAGUGGAUUCGAACCACUGACACAAGGAUUUUCAGUCCUUUGCUCUAACCAGCUGAGCUACCUGAACCACUUUCCUAAAGUCUGUUUUCUUCAUCGAAUAGCGCCCUACCUUACCACUUGA